Molecule: messenger RNA, 3096 nt
Organism: Ctenopharyngodon idella (grass carp)
Lineage: Eukaryota; Metazoa; Chordata; Actinopteri; Cypriniformes; Xenocyprididae
Gene: tfap2a
Product: transcription factor AP-2 alpha
Exons: 7
Coding region: 633-1937 (434 amino acids)
Biological process (GO): anatomical structure development; regulation of cell population proliferation; regulation of transcription by RNA polymerase II
Cellular component (GO): nucleus
Molecular function (GO): RNA polymerase II transcription regulatory region sequence-specific DNA binding; DNA-binding transcription factor activity, RNA polymerase II-specific
Source: RefSeq, a predicted model, not a curated record
CUCCCUCUCUCUCCCACUCACUCUCUCUCUCCUCAUCUCUGAUUAGAUAUACUGAUUCCUCAUUCAAUGGACGUCAUUUAGUGCAGUCUGCCUUGAGUUGCUUCCUCGCUUCACGCUCGAUUUCCGACCAUUCUUCUCUUAUUAAGUAUUCGUGUAAUAUUAAUAGUCAUGAAUAUCUACUAUUAGGAGUGCAGGGGAAGAGGCAGAUCUGUGCUAACAUGAGCUCAAGCGAGGGAACAGCUCACUGACAGAGCCGGGAGACGCCAAGGGGAUCUAAGAAACUUUAGAGAAAAAUCAUUGCAUCUAAAGAGCAGAUGAAGAACAUUGGGAAUUUACCCAGAUUGUGAUGGAUUAUUGCUUUAUUUGAACGCUGGCCACCGCCACCUCGCCCUACAAUUAUUAUUGGCUUGAUUUAAUUUGCACGUUCGUUUUCGUUUUGUCCCUCUGAAAUUCUUGCCUUUUGAAGUCCUCGGGAAUCUUCGCAGAUGUUAGUGCACAGUUUUUCCGCGAUGGUGAGUGACUGUCGGGAGUAAAGAUCUGAAGACUGCGCUCAACAUUUACUCUCCGAUUGUUUUUUUGUUUUUGUUUUUGUUUUUUUUUGUUUUUUAUCCUGUCGUUUUGUCUGUUCCAUCAUGCAAGCUGUUCUUGGUAGCAUCAAAUGCUAUUACAAAGACUUUAUACUUGAUGAUCGCCAUGACGGGACCAGCAAUGGCACAGCCCGGUUACCCCAGCUGGGAAGCGUGGGCCAGUCUCCGUACACCAGCGCUCCUCCGCUCUCUCACACGCCCAACUCAGACUUCCAGCCGCCAUACUUUCCGCCACCCUACCAGCCCAUCUACCCGCAGUCUCAGGACCCUUACUCUCACGUUAACGACCCAUACUCCAUCAACUCUCUACACGCCCAGCCGCAGCCACAGCACCCGGGCUGGCCUGGCCAGCGGCAGAGUCAAGAGAGCAGCCUGCUGCACCAGCACCGCGGGUUACCGCAUCAGCUGUGCCGAGAGUACCGCAGAGAAGUGCUACUUCCCUCGGGUCACGGCAUUGAGACUGGACUCACGGAUUCAAUCCCUAUCCAUGGAAUACCUCACUCUUUAGAAGAUGUUCAGCAUGUUGAGGAUCAAGGAAUUCACAUCCCAGACCAAACUGUAAUCAAGAAAGGUCCUGUUUCCAUAUCCAAGAACAACAGCAAUGUCUCUGCCAUACCGAUAAAUAAAGACGGGCUUUUCGGAGGUGUGGUAAACCCAAACGAAGUGUUCUGUUCGGUUCCGGGUCGUCUGUCUCUUCUCAGCUCAACGUCAAAGUACAAAGUCACAGUAGCGGAGGUGCAGAGACGCCUUUCUCCGCCUGAGUGCCUGAACGCUUCCCUGCUCGGCGGGGUCUUAAGGAGGGCCAAAUCUAAGAAUGGCGGAAGAUCUUUAAGAGAAAAACUAGAUAAAAUCGGAUUAAAUCUACCAGCAGGGAGACGCAAAGCUGCCAACGUUACCCUUCUGACGUCACUGGUGGAAGGUGAAGCUGUGCAUCUAGCCAGAGAUUUCGGUUAUGUAUGCGAGACUGAGUUUCCAGCCAAGGCGGUAGCUGAAUACGUGAACCGACAGCAUUCAGACCCAAAUGAACAAGUCCAAAGAAAAAACAUGUUAUUGGCAACGAAACAAAUCUGCAAAGAGUUCACGGACCUGCUCUCUCAAGACCGCUCGCCCUUGGGGAAUUCACGUCCACAGCCCAUUCUCGAGCCCGGGAUUCAGAGCUGUUUGACCCACUUCAGUCUUAUUUCUCACGGAUUCGGGACUCCCGCCAUGUGCGCGGCCCUCACGGCGCUGCAGAACUAUCUGACGGAGGCCAUUAAAGCCAUGGACAAAAUGUACCUGAACAACAAUCCCAACAGUCACAAUGAGACGGGGUCGAAAGCGGGUGACAAAGACGAGAAGCACAGAAAGUGAUGUCCAACCACCUCAUCCCAAUUGAUAUAUGACAAAAUACAUAACAAACACACUAGUGAUCAAGAUGAAACAUUGAAAGCACCACCUCCCGAUCUUGACAUUUUGAAAUAUUUUUGAUUUUUUUUAAUUAUUAAAAAAAAAAAAAAAAAAAAAAAAACACAGUUCACUUUGGGAUUCGCGGACAAGGCAUUUCUCUGAAUCAAAAUAAAGCAGUGUGCCAAUGAGAGGAGUACUGAUCUGCCACAGCAGGACUUUUCAUAAACUCCCUUUGUAUGAGUUCAACGGACUGAAAUUCAGCGAUUUCCCUUCAGUAUCCCCAUUUACGAUUGUAGCCAUGUGACAACAAGAAGCUGAAAGAGGAAGAUUUUCUAUCAGUAUUGUGAAUAAUAAACUUGAAAAAAAAAAAAAAAAAAUCUACAGCUCCAUGCCAUGACUUCAAGAACUGACUUUUCACUCGACCAAGCGACCAACUUGAACUUUGAAUUUUAACACGAUUCACGGUUAUAUGAGGGAAUCUGUGUUCAUGUAUGUAUAUAUUUAUUUAUGUGUAAUUUAAUGGGAAUUGUAAAUAUGGUACGUCUGUUCAAACUUCUUUUUUUAUUUAUCUGGUGCCUCCUGUUUUAGUGGGUUUAAAUAUUCGCUUAGUUCUUCAUGUGGUUUUAUGGUUCUUAGAAAACAGAAGUUUGGGGUAUUCUUCUCUGGGAUAUUUCAAUUCAGCCCUCUUGUAGCAUGUUGAGGCGACACUGAAGCAAGUGAACAAAUUGAAAAGAAAUAAACAUCCAUUUCUCUAUAUAUUAUCCUUAUGCCGUUCAGUUUUAGAUCGAAAAAGGUCAUUGCGGAGACCCCGAUGCUAGUUUUGUGUUUCUAUCUUCUUGUUUUUAUACGAGCUUUUUAUGUGUUGUGCCAAUCACCUCUUGUUCUUCCCUCAAAGCACCACAAGAGCAAUAAAUGGAUAUUGUCUUAUGAAUUCUUCUUUUUUUUUUUUUUUUUCGAAUAAAUUCAACAUUUGGGACCAUCUGAUAUCUUGUGUGUCCACUGUCUAAAUUGGAGGCGGUUUUAUCUGUAUUGUAUAAACCUGUGCUGGCAAUAGCUCCCAUGCCUGUCAAUGUAUUAUAGUUCUUUGUUGCCCAGAAAAAAAAUAAAUAUUUGAUACGCUUCA